GAGGAAGCUAGCUGACAACCCGCCACCAUGGCCCGCGGGAAAGCCAAGGAAGAGGGGAGCUGGAAGAAAUUCAUCUGGAACUCGGAGAAAAAGGAGUUUCUGGGCAGGACCGGAGGCAGUUGGUUUAAGAUCCUCCUCUUCUACCUAAUAUUCUAUGGAUGCCUAGCUGGCAUAUUCAUCGGGACCAUCCAAGUAAUGUUGCUCACCAUCAGUGAAUUCCAACCUAAAUAUCAGGAUCGAGUAGCACCACCAGGAUUGACACAGGUCCCUCAGAUCCAAAAGACUGAAAUUUCCUUUCGUCCAAGUGAUCCCCCGAGCUUUAGUGCAUAUGUGGUGAGCCUCAAUCGAUUCCUUGAGAAAUAUACGGAAGGAGCCCAGAAGGAUGAUCUAGAAUUUGAGGACUGUGGUGAUGUGCCAAGUGAUUACAAAGAGCGAGGAGAUUAUAAUAAUGAACAAGGCAAGAAGAGAGUCUGCAGGUUUCGUCGGGAAUGGCUGGGCAAUUGCUCUGGAAUACUGGAUGAAACCUUUGGCUAUUCAAGUGGCAAACCUUGCAUCAUCAUAAAACUCAAUCGAGUUCUGGGCUUCAAACCUAAGCCUCCCAAAAAUGAUUCCCUGGAGAAGGAUUUGAUGAUGCGGUAUAAUCCAUAUGUUCUUCCUGUUCAUUGUACUGGCAAGAGAGAAGAUGAUAAGGAUAAAGUGGGAAUCGUGGAAUACUUUGGCUUGGGAGGAUAUUCUGGUUUUCCUCUGCAAUAUUACCCAUACUAUGGUAAACUCCUACAGCCCAAGUACCUCCAGCCCCUCCUGGCGGUACAGUUCACCAACCUUACCACUGACACAGAAGUCCGCAUUGAGUGUAAGGCGUAUGGUGAAAACAUUGGCUACAGUGAAAAAGACCGUUUUCAGGGACGCUUUGAUGUAAAAUUUGAAAUAAAGAGCAGCUGAUCACAAGCACAAUCUUCCCCCUUAGCCAUUUAAAAAAGUUUAAAAAAAAUUAUAAAAAACAAAAACCUACUAGUCUUGAACAAACUGUCAUACGUAUGGGACCUACACUUAAUCUAUAUGCUUUACACUAGCUUUCUGCAUUUACUAGGUUAGAAUGUAAAUUUAAAGUGUAGCAAUAGCAACAAAAUAUUUAUUCUACUGUAAAUGACAAAAAUAAAAAACAAAACAAAAAAUUGAGCCUUGGGACGUGCCCAUUUUUACUGUAAAUUAUGAUUCCAUAACUGACUUGUAGUAAGCAGUGUUUCUGGCCCCUAAGUAUUGCUGCCUUGUGUAUUUUAUUUAGUGUACAGUACUAUAGGUGCAUACUCUGGUCAUUUUUCAAGCCAUGUUUUAUUGUAUCUGUUUUCUACUUUAUGUGAGCAAGGUUUGCUGUCCAAGGUGUAAAUACUCAAUGGGGAUAAAACUGGCAUGGUACUUAUUUUUGCUUUGCUCUUUUAGAGAUAAAGGCCCAUCUAUGAACAUAUUUAACAACACUCCGUAGAGCCUUUUCCUGUGAUGUUAGCUUUAUUUAAUUUAAUUUUUUUUUCCAGGGGGGAGGGAGGGAGGACUAUCCAGGGAGGGGGGAGGGGAAACUGCCCUUGAAUUUUAAGUGAAGCUAAAGAAAAAAAAAAAAAGGUGAUGGGUUGUAUUGUGCUUUGUAUUGAAUGCUGUCUCUACAUUUCUUCCCUUGUCCUCCAGUAUGUUUUCAAGUUGUGUAUGAGACCUGGGUUCAACUAUCACUUUGGCUGGUGAUAGGGCUAAUUAUUUUGCUUUGUAUAUUUUCUUUCUAUCUUUUUUUUUCCUUUUCUUUCUCUGGAGGCAUCACAUGCUGGUGCUGUGUCUUUAUGAAUGUUUUAACCAUUUUCAUGGUGGAAGAAUUUUAUAUUUAUGCAGUUGUACAAUUUUAUUUUUUUCUGCAAGAAAAAGUGUAAUGUAUGAAAUAAACCAAAGUCACUUGUUUGAAAAUAAAUCUUUAUUUUGAACUUUAUAAAAAGCAAUGCAGUACCCCAUAGACUGGUGUUAAAUGUUGUCUAAAGUGCAAAAUCUAUGUUCUAACAUAUGUAAUAAUUGCCAGGAGUACAGUGCUCUUGUUGAUCUUGUAUUCAGUCAGGUUAAAACAAUGGACAAUAAAUGAAUGAACACGUAA
Sarcophilus harrisii (Tasmanian devil) is the source of this 2128-nucleotide messenger RNA. It is a transcript of the gene ATP1B1, whose product is annotated as ATPase Na+/K+ transporting subunit beta 1. Bases 28 to 942 code for a protein of 304 amino acids. Lineage: Eukaryota; Metazoa; Chordata; Mammalia; Dasyuromorphia; Dasyuridae. Gene Ontology annotation, biological process: intracellular potassium ion homeostasis; potassium ion import across plasma membrane; sodium ion export across plasma membrane. The record is from RefSeq and is a predicted model, not a curated record. Gene Ontology annotation, molecular function: ATPase activator activity. Gene Ontology annotation, cellular component: sodium:potassium-exchanging ATPase complex. The transcript is spliced from 6 exons.